Trichoderma asperellum CBS 433.97 is the source of this 616-nucleotide messenger RNA. Lineage: Eukaryota; Fungi; Ascomycota; Sordariomycetes; Hypocreales; Hypocreaceae. The record is from RefSeq and is a predicted model, not a curated record.
UUUUUUCUCCCCUCAGCCCCAGUUUGUAGGAAUGCCUAUUACAGGUAAAUGCAGGGCGCGCAGUGAAUAUACGGAGAUCUGACAUUUGACAUGUACUGCCAUGUAGGAAGAGAUUAUCGUUGCCAUUACUGUAAACAUGCCCCUAUAUUGCUCGUACUAUUUGAUGAGUGCAUGUAUCACACGCACAUCCCUUGCUUGCCAUGCUACAUAUUGCAUAUUCCCGUCCAUGUCUUAUCGCUCCAUGUCUUUUUUUCCUCGGUUGGUCUUCUUCUAGCUGGUAUAUUACUACAUGUACAUGUACGUAUUACUAUUAACCGAUGUGCUUGCUUUGCUUCAUCACCCCCAGCCAAUAAAAACGUCAGGGGACCUCUCUGCGCUACUCCAUAUUCGAGCUCUGCUCUCUGCAUGUGGUUGAUUUUGCUCUUGCCGCGCAUGGCGCCCAUAAAUUUCCAGGCUCGCCAUUCGUCGCUUUAGCCAAGUCAGCAGCCGAAUGUUUGGUCCAAUGCGGAAUUUGCAGGACCGCGCAUUUGGCCUUACUUGUAUGUAUGGACCACCUAGAGCCUUCACGAUGCUUCCAACAGGUAUGUAGAGACUGGGGGGGUUCACAUGACCUUGG